UUUGACAAAUUUUAACACUUGACAGUUUUUUGCACCUUUAUAGAUUGGAUAGGUAUAGUCUGGGAUUCCUAAGAGUUUUGUGUUUCACCUGUUAUGUAGUUUUUUAAUUAAAAUUCUAAAGGCAUCAUUUAUAAAGAAAAAGUAAGGAGAGUCUUUUCCGCAAAUAUGAUGGCAGAUCAAAGCUUUUCUCGUAGUGAAUUAAUAGGACUUGUGCUGCGGUUAACAUUAGUUUCUGCUGUUACUUUUAUUAGUAUAAAAUGGAUAAUGAAUCAAGUAGAUCCAACAAAUAAAAGUAAAAAGAAAGCGAAACAGCGAGCCCAAGAACAACUUAAAAGGUUAGCUGAAGGAAGUAAGCAAGCACCACUUUCGGUGGAUAAAUUAACAGACUAUGAACUUAUGAUAGCUGCCCAUUUAGUUCAUCCAGAAGAUAUUAAAGUCGGGUGGAAUGAUAUUGCUGGAUUAGAAUCCUUAAUUCAAGAUUUGAGAGAAACUGUAAUAUUGCCAAUCCAGAAGAAAGAAUUGUUCUUAGACUCGCAACUAACUCAACCACCUAAAGGAGUAUUGCUACAUGGUCCUCCAGGUUGUGGAAAAACUUUGAUAGCAAAAGCAACAGCCAAAGAAGCAGGAACACGAUUCAUAAAUUUAGAUGUGUCCAUCUUAACUGACAAAUGGUAUGGGGAAAGUCAGAAACUGGCAGCAGCAGUGUUUACUCUAGCUGUUAAAUUACAGCCAUGCAUAAUUUUUAUUGAUGAAAUUGACUCCCUAUUACGUGCUCGUAAUUCAACAGACCAUGAAGCCACAGCAAUGAUGAAGGCACAGUUUAUGUCUUUUUGGGAUGGGCUUAUCACUGAUUCAAACUGUACAGUAAUUGUUAUGGGAGCUACCAAUAGACCUCAAGAUCUAGACCGAGCUAUCUUAAGGAGAAUGCCAGCAGCAUUCCAUGUACCAAUGCCAACAAUGGCACAAAGGCUUCAAAUUCUUAGCUUAAUUUUACAAAAUGAACCUACCGCUGAUGAUGUUAAUAUCUCGGAAGUUGCAAAAGCUACUGAUGGCUUUUCAGGUUCUGAUUUAAGAGAACUUUGCCGCAAUGCUUCAGUUUAUAGGGUGCGUGAUUAUAUACGACAAAAUAAUGAUGAUAGAAGAAGCACCACUGGAACUUAUACAGAUUCAGAAGAUGAAUUCCAUGAUGCUUUAAGGCCGAUUACCAUGGAUGAUUUAGUUUCUUCUAUGAAGAAAAUGAAGGAGUCAAAAGUGCAUUGUGGGAUAUUACCUGUUCGUUUAGACCUAGAUUAGCAUUGGCCAAUUUGUGUAGAUCAUAUUAGAAAUUAUAAUUCUUAUUUAGAAUAUUA
This is a messenger RNA of Agrilus planipennis (emerald ash borer), 1349 nucleotides long. It is a transcript of the gene nmd, whose product is annotated as ATPase family AAA domain-containing protein 1-B. Gene Ontology annotation, molecular function: ATP hydrolysis activity; ATP binding. The transcript has 2 exons. The record is from RefSeq and is a predicted model, not a curated record. Lineage: Eukaryota; Metazoa; Arthropoda; Insecta; Coleoptera; Buprestidae. Bases 166 to 1293 code for a protein of 375 amino acids. Gene Ontology annotation, cellular component: mitochondrial outer membrane.